AUGGUCCAUUUAAGUCUAACAGUAACAGACAAGAAAAAUGUUAAGAAGCAAAUGGUCUUGAGAUAUGAUUUUGCAGGAAAAGUGGAUGUUGUGGUGUCGAGAUAUGAUUGCAAGAUUAAAGCCAAAGAAAGGCCGAGAUCUGUUGGGCUUCUUGAGGAAGUAUUGGGCCUUGCAGGGCCUCAUCUUUCAAACCUUAUCCACACCCACCGACACCUUCCAAAGCGACUUAACUUGCACUAA
Molecule: messenger RNA, 240 nt
Organism: Sphenostylis stenocarpa
Lineage: Eukaryota; Viridiplantae; Streptophyta; Magnoliopsida; Fabales; Fabaceae
Source: the annotation of a GenBank genome assembly